Acyrthosiphon pisum (pea aphid) is the source of this 803-nucleotide messenger RNA. It is a transcript of the gene cp1, whose product is annotated as cuticular protein 1. Bases 66 to 605 code for a protein of 179 amino acids. The transcript is spliced from 2 exons. The record is from RefSeq and is marked validated. Lineage: Eukaryota; Metazoa; Arthropoda; Insecta; Hemiptera; Aphididae. Gene Ontology annotation, cellular component: extracellular matrix.
ACUCAGUUCAUUCCAUUAACUUCAGUGUCUAUAGUAUCUCAACAGUACACAACACACUCACAAAAAUGGCCGCUAAGUUGAUCAUCUUCACCGUUUGCGUGGCUUCUGCCUUCGCCCAAUACUCUGCCCCAGCCUACAAGCCCGCUUACUCAUCCCCAGCUUACGCAGCACCAGCUUACGCAGCACCAAAGGCUUACGCCCCAGAGCCCGCCUACGCCCCAGCCCCAUACAACUUCGAAUACAGCGUAAACGACCCACACACCUACGAUGUCAAGAGCCAAUCUGAAUACAGCGACGGAAACGGUUACGUCAAGGGAUCUUACAGCCUUUUGGAAGCCGACGGUUCCACCCGUACCGUAGAAUACACCGCUGACGACUACAACGGUUUCAACGCCGUCGUCAAGAACGAAGGUGGAUACAAGGCCCCAGCUUACGCUGCACCAGCUUACGCUGCACCAGCUUACUCUGCACCAGCCUACAAGCCAGCAUACUCUGCACCAGCUUACUCCGCACCAGCCUACAAGCCAGCUUACGCUGCCCCAGCCUACUCCGCACCAGCAUACUCUGCCCCGGCCUACAAGCCAGCAUACAAACCAGCAUACUAAUUAUUUCAUUAGUCAUGUAAACCAACUCUCUUCUUCACCUCUUUUUUUUCAUGUUUUCUUCGUGUACCUCUGGGCCAUCGCGUUCAUAUUGAACCGUGGUAGCAAAGUCAUACCAUGCCAUAUUAAUAUAAUAUAAGACAAUGUGUACGACUUGUGUAUUUAUUGUGUAAAUAUAUAUCAAUGUGUAUUUAUUGAAUA